Clunio marinus is the source of this 198-nucleotide messenger RNA. Lineage: Eukaryota; Metazoa; Arthropoda; Insecta; Diptera; Chironomidae. The record is from the annotation of a GenBank genome assembly.
AUGAAAUCUCCAAAAGACAUUGUUGAAGAAAUUCCUUUAAGAAUUCUAAACAUUGUCCCGCAUAUUUGCUGUAAACUUCGACCGGUAGAUACGCAAUUUCAUACAAUACGACACAAAUGCGAUCUACCCUCGGAAUCGUGUGGAAAUGAAAGUUUACCUGACAACGAUUUCUUUCAAGCGAUAACUAUUACGCAAUAG